Messenger RNA from Oppiella nova, 228 nucleotides. NCBI's taxonomy places the organism in Eukaryota, Metazoa, Arthropoda, Arachnida, Sarcoptiformes, Oppiidae. The record is from the annotation of a GenBank genome assembly.
AUGAAUCAACUCUUAAGAUAUCAUCCAUUGAUUGCUGUGUUUGUGUCCCAAAGGGUGCGAAAGAUAUUGAGUUUACGUAUCUUUGAUGCGGAAGACGGCAAGCGAUGGUCGGCCAGUGUUGUCGACAAGAAGUAUGAGAUCCUGAGUGUCAGUCAAUUCACGCUAUACUCGCAUCUGAAGGGAAAUAAACCGGAUUUCCAUCACGCGAUGGACACCAAGAAUCAUUGA